Molecule: messenger RNA, 738 nt
Organism: Dermacentor silvarum
Lineage: Eukaryota; Metazoa; Arthropoda; Arachnida; Ixodida; Ixodidae
Exons: 1
Coding region: 1-738 (245 amino acids)
Molecular function (GO): nucleic acid binding
Source: RefSeq, a predicted model, not a curated record
AUGGACCCCAGUUUGCAAGUCGAGAAUUCCGCCUAUUCGCAGGACAAGUACGACUUUCGACAUGUGACAUCGAGUCCGGAGUUCCCUCGUGCCAACGGCUUGGCGGAGAAGAGAGUUCAGGUGGUGAAACGGAUUCUGAAGAAAACGAACGAAGCAGGCGAAUAUUUCUGGCUGGGUCUCCCGAAUUACCAGUCGACGCCCCUGGAAGGUGGACGGUCAGCGGGAGAAUUGUUGCAAGGACGACAACUAAGGUCAACCUUGCCAGAUUUCAACGUCCAAGAGAAGGUGAAAGUGCAAAAGCACAUCCAGUUUGAUCGUUCAAAAGGGCCGCUUCCACCCCUUAAAGAAGGUCAAGUCGUGAGGAUCAAGAGGAAAGCUUGGUCGCCGAAAGCCAAAGUUAUUGGUCAGACGCACCCGAGAUCGUACAACGCUUUAACCCAGGGGAACAAGCUUAUUCGGCGGAACCGGCGGCAUCUGUUACCCACAAAGGAAACUUUCAACCCCGAUGAUCUUGGUGACCUCAGCGACGAUCACGUUCGUCACUCCACGCCGGCUACACCAGUGAAUCCCGGCGAGAACCCCACGCAGGACGUGCAAGUGACAGUGCAACCAAGUGCAGGUGAUAACCUAGCUCAGGUGACACCGCAAGCGUCCGCUCUUCUGCCUAGAAGAUCGAGCAGGCAGAGACGGCCCCCCAAGCGCCUACAAUACGACCAGAACUUUAACCAAGUGUCUUGA